AAAAACGACGAAAGAACGUUGAAAGUACCACCUAAAAAAACGUCUAAAAAGCACCAGAGAAAAGAACCGGUUGAAAGAGCGACGAAAAGUGCAGUAGAACCACUAAAAAGAGCGCGCAUGAGGAGAAUGAAAUAA
Molecule: messenger RNA, 135 nt
Organism: Racocetra persica
Lineage: Eukaryota; Fungi; Glomeromycota; Glomeromycetes; Diversisporales; Gigasporaceae
Source: the annotation of a GenBank genome assembly